AUGGCUUCAUCAUCUCAUGGGGGUGGUAAAAAGGGUAAUUCCAAGCGUUCUAGAGUCGUUGACUCUAGUGUUAGUCAACGUGACCCAAACCCUCCACGCCAAAAUUCUGGUGCAUUGGCAUUCUUAGACUCUCAACAAGAAACUAGCACCAGUGGUAAGUUACUUUGUGGGGGUAUGAUCACAAUUAUCCUUAAACACCCCACUCUUGCCAUUCGCUUUCCACCCGGUCUCGAUGUCAUUGAAGGAGAAACUCGCCUUACGACAAACAUCUUGAAAAACAUGCAUUUGUUCCAUGCAGAUUAUGAAACGGGGUCCAUUUAUUGGGCUGUUGAUAGCCGUGAUUAUCUCAGCAUCAAUCAUCACAAUGCUGAACUUCUUCGAUUGUCAAACCCCGUACACAACACUGUUUGGUGCCUUAGUUCCAAUUUGGGUGUCCCGAUGCCCGAGCCUGGUCCUGAUGAGGAUGAACCCACUCCUGAUGCAACCAUACCUGAUGCUGCUGCUCCUGUGCAGCAAGACCCUGUCAUGCAUCCCCAUCAUGACAUGUAUAUGCAAGAAUUUCGUAGGUUGCAUGAAGACAAUCGGCGUUUGCAUCGUGAUUAUUCUGAACUUUAUGAUAGUGUUUGUGAGAUAAAUACUGAGAUGGUGGAGUUUAGGGAACAGUUUUAUACCUUUCGAGACAAUCAACAAGAACACAACCAACAUGUGGAUUCCCUUGUGACCGACAUGCAUAGGGGUGAUUUGAAGAUUGGAGCAUGCUUAGGAUGGUCAAGGGAAGCUCUCGGUGAAAUUUCGGAACUUUCGGAGCUAAAUUGA
Messenger RNA from Lactuca virosa, 816 nucleotides. The record is from the annotation of a GenBank genome assembly. Lineage: Eukaryota; Viridiplantae; Streptophyta; Magnoliopsida; Asterales; Asteraceae.